UUGGUUUCGGCAGGUCCGCACAGCUGGCUUUCGUCAGGAACCCUUUCUUCCGAGACUGUCCAGGACUACUAAACCAGAAGAUCAAGACCUCAGAACCAGGCGAUGGACGUCCUUCUCCCCCACCGACUCGCCGGCGCCGAUCUUCGAACAAGUGAAUCGUUUGACUGCGAGGAUGCUUUUGGUCACGGCCCCUUCCAGAGGAGGAUGCUCUUUCUCAUUCUUCUGGGACUCUUCUCGACUAAUUGCCAAACCGUGGUGAUUACCCUCGUCACCGGUGACGUCGACCAUUGGUGCAAGCCGCUAGCCGGUUUCAACAUCACUGCAGCCGAUUGGAAGAAUAUUGCCAUACCGAUCGAGGCCGACGGACGCUUCAGCCGCUGCCGCAUUUACGAACGCUGCAAGCCACCCGCUGAACACGGCGAUUCCGCUGAGCAUCGCAAGAUCGGCGCUGCACUAACCGGGGCCGACGAGUGGUACAACCGAUGUUUACUGGACACCAGCGACCCACGCGUCGUGCCCUGUGAAGAGUGGGACUACGAUGUUAGGACGGCCGAGGCAAGUGCGGUGAGCUCUUGGAACAUGGUGUGCGACCAACGUUUGCUUCCGGCCACCCUUGUCGCCCUGCAGAACGCCGGUGCCGUUGUUUCCCUCAUCCUGGCCGGAGCCUUCGUAGACUACGUCGGCAGGAGAGCCAUGCUACUGUCCUCCGCCACAGCGGUAAUGACCUGCAUGGUGUGCACCUUCGCAGCGACAAAUUACGUGCGCUACGCUGUGGUGCGCUUCCUUACCGGGGCCAGUGUCGCGGUACACAUGAUUUUUACCUGCCUCAUACCAUUCGAGGUGAUGACGCACGCGCACAGGCCGCAGCAAGUCCUUCUCCUCGCGGCUCUGGCCCUGACGUUAUGUGAGGUUUGGAGUGUCAUCAUCAAACCCAUGGUCAUCGACUGGCGUCUAAAGCAGGUCAUGUUCCUGGCCCCGACGGCUCUCCUGCUCCCGGCUUUGUCUACCGCCCGAGAGUCACCUCGUUGGCUCGUCGCGAAAGGAAGGCUGGACGCGGCCGAAGCCGUCAUGAUGCAGGCUGCCGAAACCAACAAUACCUCGCUUGCUGUCACGGCCUGUCUCGUGGAGAAACUGAGAGAACAGAUCAAGAACCACGCAAGUCGUGAAGGUGCGGACACAGAAGACUUGGUCGACUAUCGCUCCCUCCGGCGUCGAGCGUUGGCCAUGUUUGCCGUGUGCUUCUCCAUAUCAUUUGUUUUUUACCUUGACGCCUUCUCGACGGCGCAGUAUAACGAAUUUUGGAUCCCAUGCCUCACGGUUGUCGUCACACUCACGACGUACGCGGGGAUGCACUUCCUGAUGACCGGCGUCGUACUCGUCAGAGUGCUCAGCGUCUGCUUCUUGUUGACGGGCUCCAUACAAUGCGCGCUGAGUCUGACGGUCGGUACUGGAUACGCCACGAUCAGCAAGACCUUACUCGUCCUGUCCAAGGGCGUCUCUAACGUAAUCCUUAUACACUGUUUCACCUACGUCCUGGAACUUUUUCCAUCCGCCGUGCGCGCCGGUGUCGCCUGCUGGGCAUUUGCCUCCGGGCGUGUCGCGGCCGUGUGCGCGACAAUCACCCUCGUCCUGAAGCCAGCUGGACACGAAGACCUGGUGUUCGCCGUUGCAGGACUUUUCCUUUUCAUAUCCCUUCUCGUCAUCCGGGUCCUUCCACGGACGACAGUGGUGGAAGAAGCACUAAUCGUGUCCAGACGGUCUUCAUACUUCACCAGGGUGUCCAUGAAUUACAUGAAACAAACCCUCGUACAGAGCAUAUUAAGCAAUAAGUCCAAGACCGGAAGCGUGGAGAGCUCCAAGUCAGCCAGCAGGAAGAGUGGGAGAAGCGGUGGCAGCAAAAGUCCUGGAAGUUCUAAAGUGUCUCGUCGAUUUCGUACCGAGCAAAUGCUGGAAUGAAGCCACCGGAAGCUCAGCAUGAAAUGACUGGGCGCGAUGUCCUGUUGGCGACAUCAAAAAGUUGCUUCUUGAGUUCGUAUCUGCUAUAAUUAUGAUUUUAAAUGUUCAUUCGCACUCAACCCAAAAUAAAGCACAAACUUAUGUUCUAACUUCCUA
Dermacentor albipictus is the source of this 2112-nucleotide messenger RNA. Its product is annotated as solute carrier family 22 member 7-like. Lineage: Eukaryota; Metazoa; Arthropoda; Arachnida; Ixodida; Ixodidae. Gene Ontology annotation, molecular function: transmembrane transporter activity. Gene Ontology annotation, cellular component: membrane. The record is from RefSeq and is a predicted model, not a curated record. Gene Ontology annotation, biological process: transmembrane transport.